Messenger RNA from Aspergillus melleus, 711 nucleotides. RefSeq names its product oxidoreductase, short chain dehydrogenase/reductase family. The transcript has 2 exons. Gene Ontology annotation, molecular function: oxidoreductase activity, acting on NAD(P)H, oxygen as acceptor. The coding region runs from base 1 to 711 and encodes 236 amino acids. The record is from RefSeq and is a predicted model, not a curated record. Lineage: Eukaryota; Fungi; Ascomycota; Eurotiomycetes; Eurotiales; Aspergillaceae. Gene Ontology annotation, cellular component: intracellular anatomical structure.
AUGGCAAAAGCCAUUGCGCAAAGAGGCGCCAAAGUGCAUUGUUUCGACAGACUGGUUCACCCCGACCCGGAAUUCUCAGUAUUACAACGAGAGGCUGAGGGUGCCCGAGGCUCGCUCCAUUACCAUCAUGUCGACGUUCGGAGUCGUCGGGUACUUGACCAGAUCAUUGCAGAUUUCGUAUCCAAGAGCGGACGUAUAGACGGUCUCGUAGCAGCAUCUGGGGUGCAACGGGCCAAGGCAGCAAUCGACUAUACGUCACAGGAAGUAUCCGAACUUUUGCAUAUCAACUACACCGGAGCUUUCAUGCCCGCCAACGCAGUUGCCCGGCAGAUGAUACGCCAUCGACAGGGCGGGUCAAUUGUAUUGGUCGCAAGUAUGUCCGGAUUAAUUGCCAACAAAGGAUUAAAUUGCGCCGUGUAUAACUCCUCCAAAGUCGCAGUCAUUCAGCUGGCUCGAAAUUUGGCUAUAGAAUGGGGUCGAUCUGGGAUUCGCGUCAAUGCCCUAUGUCCCGGACACAUCAUCACGCCCAUGGUGCAACAGAACCUGGCCGAAGUACCGGGGCUGAAGCAGAUUUGGGAGCACGAGAAUAUGCUGGGUCGAUUGGCUGCUCCGGAGGAAUUUGCAGGAGCGAUUGUGUUUCUGCUCUCCGAAGCCAGUAGUUUCAUGACGGGGACCAGCGUUGUUAUCGACGGGGGACACACGGCGUGGUAG